AUGAGGUCCUUCAUAGCGCUCUCAGCGCUGCUAGCAGUUGCAACAGCACAAUCGGUCACAGCCACAGGCGCCUCACAGUCGUUCGACAUCCUACCAACAUCGAUGCCGACGCCAUCGUCAAUAGACGACAUUGACCUUGACCCCACGACCACAGAGAAUGUCUCUGGACCGAUAGAGACCGACCAGGCCUGUGGGGAUAUAGCCGAAUUGGUGGCGGAUGAAUUCUCAGAGUUCCCAGUCGUGGAUGCUGCACUAGCAUACGCAUGUCUCAAGUCACUGCCGUUCUACUCAACCGACGCGUCUUCGACAGUCGAUGAGAUCAAGAAGAUGGUGGAGUUCCAAUCGACGCUCAACUACCUCAAAGACCCACCAAAAGGAUGGCCGAACGAAGCCGUUGAUAUCGUCGCUGGCCUAGACAACAUCAAGAGCAAUGUCGAAUCUGGACAAUAUAGCAAUGAAUACGACUUCGAAAACGACAUUGCAUCUUUGAUGGUCAAGGCGCACGAUGGACAUCUCGGCUGGAACGGUAUGGCAUACGCGGGAGUCUUCAGAUGGCGACGAAGCAGCGCUUUCGCUUUGAUCUCCGCAUCAAGAGACGGUAGCGAGUUACCCCAGAUCUGGGCUUUGGAGGACUUCAAUGGCACUGUUGAUUACGAUCCGUCGCCCGUUACACAAAUCGACGGAAGAGAUGUUGUACAGUUUCUGACGGACGAGGCGGUUCUGAACUCUUACCAUGAUCCGGAUACGCGGUACAAUGCCAUGUUGUUCUCGCAAUCAGCAGAGAACUACGGGUAUUUUACCAGUCCGAGGUUUUACCCCGGUGCUACCACCAAUGUCACAUUUGAGAAUGGCACAACCGAUACGUACAGUAAUGGUGCUAUUGUCUUAGAUGCUGAGAGUUGGAGCUAUGUCAGCGAUGCCGAUUCAUUCUAUGAUACGUACAUUAGACCUGAGACGAGCUCAACGAGGGUCAAGAAGAGGGAUCCCACUAAGCCGCCCCUACAUUUGGAGAACCCGCGCGAUCAUGAGUUCAGGGGUACUUUUGCGCAACAACACGGUUCUGUGCCAUUGCUUUACCCAGAUCCGGUUGUUGUGCACUCGGCAGAUGAAGUGCCUUUGGCCGGUUUCUUCAUCAACACUGGUGCCGGCGAGAUCGGCGUGCUUGUAGCGACGACGUUCAUGACCGUGGAUGUUACGAGUGCCCAGGAGUUCCAAGCCGUAAUCCAGGAGUACAUCUCACAGGCUCAAUCCCGUGGCGUAGAGAAACACAUUAUCGAUUUACGUGCCAACAAUGGUGGUAAAGUACUUUCAGGAUAUGACAUGUACCUGCAAUUCUUCCCGUCCCAGGAACCGCAAACUCAAAAUCGGUACCGCGGACACCGAGCCAGCGAAGUCUACGGCGAGAGUCUUUCCAGCUUCGAAGAGAUCAACCUACUCAAUGCUGAACUCUUCACGAGCCCCUUCAGCAACGACGCCUACCUCUCUUCUACUGGCGAAGAUUUCUCGGACUGGAAAGCCAUGUACCCACCCGAGCGGUUCAACGACGACAAGUUCACCGCUCUACUCAAAUACAAUCUGAGCGACCCACUGACAACGAGCAACGAGCGCACCGCCGUCGGUAUAACCAUGACAGGCUACAACGAGCGAAGCAAUUUCACCACGGACCCAUUCCGUGCCGAAGACAUCAUCCUACUAACCGACGGCGUCUGCGCCUCAACAUGCUCCAUCUUUACCGAACUUAUGGUCCAACAGUCUGGCGUACGCAGCCUAGCCAUCGGCGGCCGCCCAAGCCUUGGUCCAAUGGUAGCCGUCGGUGGCACAAAGGGCACCCUAGUGCUCCCCAGCCUUUACAUGGAAGUCCUCUCCGAAUACGUAACCGCGCAAUUCGCCUCUUCCCGCUCAGAAGCUAAUGACUGGGCCGAGUUUCUUCCAACAACCGCACCCAUCGCCGUGAUUGAUGCUAGCGUCAACUUCCAGGAUAACAUCCGUGCGGGCUUUGAGUCAGCAGGCGUGCCAACACAGUUCCUCAACGACACGGCGAGUUGCCGGAUUUGGUAUGAGCCCGAGGAUUUCUUCAAUGUAACGAGGUUGUGGGACAGGGUGGCGGGUGUGGCGUUUGGAAACAACGGAGGCCUGGAUGAGGGCGCUUGUGUGGCGGGGAGUGUAACGAAUUCAGAGCAGCAGCAGGGCAAAGGAGAUUCGAAUCCGGAGAGUACGGGGGAUGGAAGUGCACAAGGGGGUGACGACGACGAGGAUGCGGCGAGUGGACUCAGAGUAGGCUGGAUGCAUCUGCUUGUCUCAGUGGGCGCUGUUGCGCUGACUAUCUGUCUGAUGUAG
This is a messenger RNA of Alternaria atra, 2337 nucleotides long. RefSeq lists its product as uncharacterized. NCBI's taxonomy places the organism in Eukaryota, Fungi, Ascomycota, Dothideomycetes, Pleosporales, Pleosporaceae. Gene Ontology annotation, molecular function: serine-type peptidase activity. Bases 1 to 2337 code for a protein of 778 amino acids. The transcript has a single exon. The record is from RefSeq and is a predicted model, not a curated record. Gene Ontology annotation, biological process: proteolysis.